Molecule: messenger RNA, 1200 nt
Organism: Exophiala viscosa
Lineage: Eukaryota; Fungi; Ascomycota; Eurotiomycetes; Chaetothyriales; Herpotrichiellaceae
Product: NADPH2:quinone reductase
Exons: 1
Coding region: 131-1195 (354 amino acids)
Molecular function (GO): oxidoreductase activity, acting on NAD(P)H
Source: RefSeq, a predicted model, not a curated record
CUUGUACCGCAAGAAAACACCAUAUCCGUCUCUAUACUACUGAACACAGCACGAGCACAGCAUAUCAAGCAAUACAAGUCCUGCCCCUCUAGCAGACAUCACCUUUCAGUACUCACCUCCAAGUGGCAUCAUGAAGUCCGCCCUCGUUUUCAAAGCCUCCCCAACAACCCUCUCCGUCAAAAUCCAAGAUAUCCCCAAACCCGUACCCGAAGCCGACCAAGUCUUAAUCAAAGUCGUCGUAGCCGGCACAAAUCCCAAAGACUGGAAACUCCCGCUAACCGUCAAAGGCCAGUCCGGCACGAACUCAGGCGACGAUGUUUCCGGGUACGUUGAGGCGGUAGGCCCAAACGUUACAGGAUUCAAACAGGGCGACCGCGUCGCCGCGUUCCAUGAAAUGACAAAGCCGCACGGUGCGUUCGCCGAGUACGCCAUCGCCCCGGCCAAGACGAUCUUCCACAUCCCUGAGUCGACAUCGUUCGAAGAAGCUGCUACCAUUCCACUGGCUGCGAUGACUGCUGCAGUCGGGUUAUUCUGCCGACUUGACCUGCCGGAGCCGUGGGUUGCAGGACCCAGAAGGGACACUUUGAAGGGUGGUGUUGUCGUGUACGGCGCAAGUGGUGCGGUCGGCGCGUUCGCAGUCAAAUUGCUUGUCCGGGCCAAGAUCCAUCCUAUCAUCUGUGUCGCAGGACGUGCGUCGUCAUUCGUUGAGGGUCUGAUCGAUCGGUCCAAGGGCGAUACGGUGAUUGACUACCGCAGUGGCGCGGAUAAAGUCGUUGAAGCGAUACGCCAGGCUUUGCCCAAGGGUCAGAAGCUGAUGUAUGCUUUUGACGCUGUCAGUGAGAAAGGAAGUUAUCAGCAGAUCAUCAAGGUCUUGGACCCGCAGGGGCACAUCACGCUGGUACUGCCGGGGAAGAAGUAUGAAGGGAUACCGGAGACGGUACAUAAGACCACCACGACGGUCGGUGCUGUGCAUGGGUUUCCUGAUGAUCUGACUGACUUUGGGUAUGCUUGGUUCCGCCUUUUCGGGUUGGGACUGAAAGAGGGCUGGUUUAGUGGUCAUCCCUUUGAGGUCGUUCCUGGGGGGUUGGGAGGUGUGCAGACGGGGUUGCAUAAUUUGAAAGAUGGUAAGGCGAGCGCGGUCAAAUAUGUAUAUCACAUCGAAGAGACUGAGGGUUUGAAAAAAACCAAGCUCUGAGCGGA